CCGGAGCCGAAACGCGCAGGCCCGUCCCGGCGGUCGGGGGGCGGGCGGGGCGGGGGCGCCAUGUGGUUCAUGUACGUGCUGAGCUGGCUGUCGCUCUUCAUCCAGGUGGCCUUCAUCACGCUGGCCGUCGCGGCUGGACUUUAUUACCUGGCAGAGCUGAUCGAAGAAUACACAGUAGCCACCAGCAGGAUCAUAAAAUACAUGAUCUGGUUCUCCACAGCUGUGCUGAUUGGCCUCUACGUUUUUGAGCGCUUCCCAACCUGCAUGAUUGGCGUGGGCCUCUUCACCAACCUUGUCUACUUUGGCCUCCUCCAGACCUUCCCCUUCAUCAUGCUGACCUCGCCUAAUUUCAUCCUGUCAUGCGGACUAGUGGUGGUGAAUCAUUAUCUAGCCUUUCAGUUUUUUGCAGAAGAAUAUUAUCCUUUCUCAGAGGUCCUGGCCUAUUUCACUUUCUGUCUGUGGAUAAUCCCAUUUGCGUUCUUUGUGUCACUGUCGGCUGGGGAGAACGUCCUGCCCUCCACCGUGCAGCCAGGAGAUGACGUGGUCUCCAAUUACUUCACCAAAGGCAAGCGGGGAAAACGCUUAGGGAUCCUGGUUGUCUUCUCCUUCAUCAAAGAGGCCAUCCUACCCAGUCGACAGAAGAUGUACUGAGCCCCUUGGGGACGGGACUUUGGGGCAAGACUAGGAGAGUAAGGCCCCUGUGCCUCUGUACUAGCUGGGGGCCGUGAACCUGGAAGGCACCUUCCCUCAUCCUUGGACUUUCCCUGAAGCCCCCAUCUUCACCAUCCAGGAGGGCCUGAGCUUGGCUCAGAUCUGAUAGUUUGAGGCCGCGACUUCAGGGAACCAGGGAGGAUGGCAGGGCCUGCUUAGCCCGGAGGCUGUGGUCUUUGUGGCUGUACAGACGCUGCGCUCCCCGUGGCCCCGGCGCUCCCUGUCUGUGGUGGGCCCAGAGGUUCUGACUCAGCUGGGGCCGGCGGGGCAGGCAGGGUAGGCCAUGAAGCUGGAGAGCAGACCGCGAUAGGUUCUCUGGGCCCAUGGCCUUGGGUGGGCCAAGGCUCAGCAAUUUCAAGAGAAAGUUCUUGCUGUUGAACUGUGAUUCCUGUCCAAGUGCUGAUUCCCAUUUGAAUAAAGUUUUUAGGUGGCACUGUUUGCCUUAAUGCCCUGAAAGUUAUUCUUCCUGUUGACCUUCUGCUCUGGACUGCAUUGGCUUUUCUGCUCCAGGCACCCCUUUUCUGUGUUAGGGUCUGUCCUUCUGAAAGGACUGAUCAUGUGACGUUGGUGAGAAAGGGGCAGAGAUCAGGAGCUGAGCCUGGUCGGGAGGGAACCAGGGGAGGAAGGGUGGGGCACCCUUUCUUAUGCCCCUCUUUUCUUCUGUGUCUUCUUUCCCCAAGGCUUCAUGGCUGUCAAGCUGGGGUUUGAGAGAGGACACUUGGGACUGGGUUAGAUUUUGAAAAGAACAUCUAAGGUAUUUUGUUUAUGUUUCCCCCUGGGGAACGAGAGUGGUUUCUGCCUGGAUUCUGUCUUAGGCUCAAGGAGAAACAAAAUAAAAAUUGGCUUCUGGGCAGCCUGAGUUACAGCCUGUUUCUCAUGAAGUAGAACUCAUGGGAGCACAUGGAGCUGGUCAUCUUCUUGGCCCUGGGGGGUGACCUUAGCGGUCCAGGGAGGAGGGCCACCCCCUAGGCACAGACCAGCGUCCGCUCACUUUGCGCUCCGAUGACAGUGCCUUGCAAGUACUCAAGAGUACGUGUUGGGAUGAAGCCCCCAUGAGAGUUGCUGGCCGUGUCCCUUACCAGUGCGAGGCUGGCAGACACAGAGCCGGACUGCACACUUGUACCGUUCAGUCACUGGAAGACACCUGUGCUUAAAAAUCUUUCCUGCACAUCCCACCGCAAGUCCCACUGUAGCCCUUCAUUUCCUCGACUCUAGCCUUUCCCGUUCUCUUCAAAAGGUGAACCUUCCCUUUUCCAUGGGCAGAGUAACACUUCUUGGUCUUCUCUUGUUGGGACUGAGGUUGCCAGGCCAUUUUCACCUAUGCACACAAGGGCGAGGACACUGGAGGCCGUUGCCAUCCUUCCAGGCCCCGUGCUCUUGGAGGUUGCCCGUGGCCUGCACCGAGGAUGCGCGGGGCCCUUUUCAUAUCUUACUGGAGCUGCAGCAUCUGACAGGGCUAAUUACCAGCUUCUUGACUCCCACGCCCCUGGCCCUUCCGUGGCAGGCUUUCUUCCUACCUCUCUGGCUGCUCCCUUCAGCUCCCGGUGCAGGCUUCUCUCCCCACGCACAGUGGGGUUUCUCAGGGUUCUGUCGUGGGCUCCCUGGAGGAGUCCAUCCAUGUUGAUGGCUUCAAGGAGCCUGCUGAGGAACUGAGAGUUGAUCUCCAGCCCAACAUCCUUCCUGAUCUUCUGAACCACAGUUCUAUUCCCUUUUGGAUGCAGAGACAACGCUCAAGGCCCAGAUGGCACUUGUGUCCAUCCUCUACACACUUGCUCUUUUGGGCACUUACUGUGGCCCCAACGUCACUCGAGAGCCAGACAGGGACCUGCUUUCUCUUCCUUCUCCCCGCCCAACCUCCACAUCCAAUCUCUGUUAAAUUUCCCUCUUUCAGUAGCUCUGAGCCAUUCUGUCACCAGCUUUCACUGACAAUUAUGACAGCCUCUUUCCACUUCUCUAUGCCACAACCUGUUGUGUUUCUAAUCUGAUCAAGUCACUCCCUAGUCUGCAACAUUCGUAGCUUUCCACUGCCCCCGAAUAAAGUCCAGACUCCUUAACAUGGCUUGUUAAGACUCGUGUCCUGGUUCCUGCUUACCUCUCUGGCCUCAUGACCUUGCACUCCAUGCUCUAGGCCUUCUCUGUCAAUAUGCCACUUUGCUUUUCCCUUUCCUCUGGAUACCUUCGCUGUCAGUUCUCAACUUAGAUUUCAUUCCUUCAAGGAGCUUUGAAUAUCCCCUCUUCUCCAACAUACCAUACCGAUCACUCUGGACUUAUUUGCCUACUUACUGGUCUUUCUCCCCUCUAGACUGUAAGCUCCUUGAGGGCAGGAACUGUCCAAUUUUUGUAUGAACAGCACCUGGCUUGGUGCCUGGCACAUAGAAAGCAUUCAAUAAAUGUUUGUUU
Messenger RNA from Condylura cristata (star-nosed mole), 3111 nucleotides. It is a transcript of the gene TEX261, whose product is annotated as testis expressed 261. The record is from RefSeq and is a predicted model, not a curated record. Gene Ontology annotation, molecular function: COPII receptor activity. Gene Ontology annotation, biological process: endoplasmic reticulum to Golgi vesicle-mediated transport. NCBI's taxonomy places the organism in Eukaryota, Metazoa, Chordata, Mammalia, Eulipotyphla, Talpidae. Gene Ontology annotation, cellular component: Golgi membrane; COPII-coated ER to Golgi transport vesicle; endoplasmic reticulum membrane. Bases 61 to 651 code for a protein of 196 amino acids. The transcript is spliced from 6 exons.